AGGCGACAUCAAUAUUUGAACUCUCGGGUUUAAUCCGAUUCGCCUUGGCCCCGCACACUGCCUCAGCCCCUUCUCGAGAAGGCAUCGCGAGGCGUUCCUUAGCCCGUGCGCGCCUCGCGGAGGGACCCGCAGAUGUUCUUAAAAAGCCUCUUGCAGUCUCGACCGAAGUCGUGUCGGAGUGGUUAAGACUGGAUCUCCUCAGUUUCUCAGUUUCGGUGACCUCGCGACUAUGCCAAGCUCGACCACUCAAUUUCACGGCCGACGAGGACAAAAUGUCGAAGAUACCUCCGGACUCACCAAUGCUCAUUCGGAUCUGGAGAAGCAAUUACUCCAUUCUCCUGCGUUCCGGCCUCGUCAGCUGAAGCCCCGGGCCUACGAUCACCUUAGCGAGGAACCCCCUACCGUCGAUGCGUGCUUCAGUCAUCUUAGACUCCUUGAAGCAUUCGUUAUUCUGCGUGAUGAAGUGAGGGGAUUGGCUUGGUCUUGUCACGCUGACCAAGACGCGGGGUGGGAGGCGUUUGUUCGCCUAGCCGCUUCGCGAUUUAAUCGCUGGUUUGCCACAGCAGGCGAUACCGUGAUGCAGACCUCGCUUCCCCCUCUCGACGUACUGAUGGUUUGGCAUUCAUUCAUGCUGAGACCCCAUUCUUAUGCCGACUUUUGCAAGACCGCACGCCCUGACGGAGCUGGCGUACAUGGCAUCCCGUGGUCAUUAGUGCACGAGGCUAUUUCUGUUGACUCGGGAAAGUUUGUCCUUUCAAAGUCGCAAACUAAACAUGCAGCCCUUUCCAAUCUCCCUGCCGACCUUCUCGAGCCCCUCAAGCGCGAGGAUAAAACGGGUAUCGACAUCAUGGACCUCAUGGCAGCCGAAUAUCGACGUAACGAGGCGAGAAACAGUGGACUUCCGACCGGAUUCGCGCCUCCUCUUGACCUAGCAGCCGCCGUGCACCGCCAGAUGGGCUUCGCGCUAAAGAUGACACGGUUUGGUUGGGCCCAUAGCCCACAUUCGGAUUCGAUCCUCCAACGCGCAGUAGCCCGAUAUAGAAAGUUCCUUUCUCUCUUCGCCGUUACUGGUCAUGCAAUCGUGCCUACGGUCGACAUAGAUCUGGUCUGGCAUACGCAUCAACUCUCGCCAGCAUGCUACGCCCUGUUCUCUCAUGCGGUCACCAUGGGCCGUUUCAUCAAUCACAACGACAGCAUUGAGCAAGGGGCGAUUCAGACCGCGUUUGAAAGCACCAAGCGUCUGUACUACGACCUCUUUGGCGAGGACUACUCCAUCUGCAAUAGCUGGUUCUGCGAGGCAACUCGUUUCGACCGAAAUGGAGUACUCGCAGACACAGACUUGACCGCUCUUCAAAGCAUCGUCACUCGAUUGAACCGCCGGACCCGUCAGCUGGAGCGCUCGGUUGUACUAGAUUUGGCAGUGUGCCGGUGCUACGAGACCGACACAAGUAGCUCGCGCUGGGGGCAUGAACAAGAACUCGCUAGUUGCGGCGACUGUGGCAGUCACUGUAGCGGUUCGUAAAUUGGUAUAGUUGGGCGCAUGUAUGCUUGUUAGCCAUAGAGGUUGCAGUGGGAUAGAUGACGGUCAAUAUGCCACGUUCGGAACCAUGCAUGAGGAACGGGGAGAAACCGAUAAUGCCUUUAGUCUUCUUUGUCAAUAAACCUCUACCGCCUGCUGUGCUGCUGUGAAA
Chaetomium fimeti is the source of this 1691-nucleotide messenger RNA. RefSeq lists its product as uncharacterized. The record is from RefSeq and is a predicted model, not a curated record. The coding region runs from base 230 to 1522 and encodes 430 amino acids. The transcript has 4 exons. Lineage: Eukaryota; Fungi; Ascomycota; Sordariomycetes; Sordariales; Chaetomiaceae.